Messenger RNA from Nestor notabilis (Kea), 657 nucleotides. RefSeq names its product transmembrane BAX inhibitor motif containing 1 (gene TMBIM1). The transcript has 8 exons. The annotation marks the transcript as partial. Gene Ontology annotation, biological process: negative regulation of apoptotic signaling pathway. NCBI's taxonomy places the organism in Eukaryota, Metazoa, Chordata, Aves, Psittaciformes, Psittacidae. Gene Ontology annotation, cellular component: membrane; Golgi apparatus; endoplasmic reticulum. The record is from RefSeq and is a predicted model, not a curated record.
UUGCAGGUCUAUGCCAUCAUCUCCUUGCAGCUCCUGGUGACGGUGGGGAUUAUCGCCGUGUUCACUUUUGUCCCUGGGGGUCCUGGUAGCAGGAGGGUCGCAUGGUUGACACACAUUGUCUCUCUCUGCAGUGCUGUGUUCCUGGUGACCUACCUGGUGCUGGCCUGCUGCCAGGGUCCCCGGAGACGCUUUCCCUGGAACAUCAUCCUGCUGAGCAUCUUUACGCUGGCCAUGGGGCUGAUGACAGGGACAAUUGCCAGCAUGUACCAGACCAAUGCUGUCCUGAUUGCCAUGCUCAUCACUGCCAUUGUGGCCAUCACUGUCACCAUCUUCUGCUUCCAGACCAAGGUUGAUUUUACGUCAUGUCCAGGUCUCUUCUGUGUGCUGGGCAUCGUGGUCAUGGUGACUGGGAUAGUCACCGCCAUCGUCCUCUCCUUCAGAUAUGUCCCUUGGCUCCACAUGCUGUACGCAGCCAUCGGCGCCAUUGCCUUCACCCUGUUCCUUGCCUAUGACACUCAACUUGUGCUGGGGAACAGGAAGAACACAUUAAGCCCCGAGGAGUACAUCUACGGUGCCCUCACCAUCUACACUGACAUCAUAUACAUCUUCACCUUCAUCCUGCAGAUCGUGGGCCGAGAUUAGCCUGGGACCUCUCCU